GCUCAACGCGCGUUUGGUCGCGGUAAUCACUCGAGAAACCUUUUCUGUGAUCUUGGUUAAACCAAAAGGAAGUCCUGGCCGGGUUCACUCGCGCUUCUUAUUUUACAAUAACAGGAAACUCAUUAUGGGUAUUAAGCACUUGUACCAGGUAAUCGCGGAGAAUGCCCCUGAUGCGAUCAAGGCGGGAGAUAUCAAAAACCAUUUUGGCCGAAAGGUUGCUAUAGAUGCCUCCAUGAGUAUCUACAGUUUCCUUAUUGCCGUGCGCUCCGAGGGCCAACAACUCAUGAGCGACACCGGUGAGACCACGUCGCAUCUGAUGGGCAUGUUCUACCGCACUUUGCGAAUGGUCGACAACGGAAUUAAACCUCUUUAUGUCUUUGAUGGAGCUCCGCCAAAGCUGAAGUCUGGCGAGCUGGCCAAGCGUACCGCUCGAAAAGCCGAAGCUACUGAGGCUCAUGAGGAGGCCAAGGAAACCGGCACAGCGGAGGACGUUGAGAAGUUUUCACGGCGUACGGUACGGGUUACGAGAGAUCACAAUGCGGAGUGCAAGAAGCUAUUGAAGCUUAUGGGUAUCCCAUAUAUUGAUGCCCCCACCGAGGCAGAGGCGCAGUGCGCAGUUCUUGCACGGGCGGGAAAGGUCUACGCUGCUGCUUCCGAGGAUAUGGACACGUUAUGCUUUGAGGCACCCAUUCUUCUGAGGCAUCUUACGUUCAGCGAACAGCGAAAGGAACCGAUCCUAGAAAUUCAUCUCAGCCGCGCGCUGGAAGGACUCGAUAUGGACCGAAAGCAGUUUAUCGAUCUUUGUAUCUUACUUGGCUGCGAUUACUUGGAGCCAAUUCCCAAAGUUGGACCUAAUACUGCCCUGAAAUUCAUUCGGGAGUUCGGGAGCCUCGAGAAGGUUGUUGAGCAUAUGGAGAACGACCCGAAAAAGAAAUACGUUAUUCCGGAAGACUGGCCAUAUCAGGAUGCAAGAGAGCUUUUUCUCAACCCAGACGUGAGAGAUGCUAGCCACCCAGACUGCGAUUUCAAAUGGGAGGCACCAGAUAUUGAAGGCCUUGUGGAAUUCUUAGUGAAAGAUAAGGGCUUCAACGAGGAUCGAGUACGCAACGGCGCAGCUCGGCUCCAGAAGAAUUUGAAGACUGCCCAGCAGUCACGUCUAGAGGGCUUUUUCAAACCUGUGGCCCGGACCGAUGAGGAGAAGGCGAACCUCAAGCGUAAGCACGACGAAAAACUUCAGGAACAGAAGAAGCGUAAAAAGGAGGAGGCCAAAGCCAAGAAGGAGGCUAAGGCAAGACCCCGCGGUGCUGGGUGAGGGAUUCGCUCACCUUGAUCCAGUCAAUGUUUUUGCGCGACAAGGAAGUUUUUGAAAAUGCGACGGCUAAGUAGGGGGGUCAAAAAAAAACAAUAAGAUGGCGUUGGCGUUGCGUGAUAAGCUCACUGGAUUGUCGGUUUGGCUUUUGGUUCUGAGAUGCGGCGUUUCAUUGAUGGUGUGCAAAUCACGGACUGUAAUUUUUGUAUAUUCUAUGAAUAAAGGCUACGACAUUUGUACAAGAGGGUAGGGAGAUGUGGUCGUCUCUAGCGUUUAUCAUAUUCGAAGGCAUGCCUUUUCUUCUAUCGGAGGGUUUGCCAUCGUGGGUCGGUAAGGUCAGGCCGCCAUGUGCCGAGAGACGUUCUCAGUGAAACCCAGCUUGGAUUCUGUGAUCCCUCAGCGAAGAAGCAUGAAAGUAGUAAACAUAAUGCCUUAUCACAUGGACAUACCCAUUCUUCACCACUAGGCAAUACAGGGAAUUGUUUUGCUGGUUGUGACGGUCCGUGGUGGGGUUGGGCAUUGUUGUAGUGAUAGACACCAUUGUACCUCAACACAGCGGGUAUUGAUUUCUCUGAUUAUAUCGGGAAAUAUGACUAAUCUUCGUUUUAGAUGAUGCAGCUACUGGGCUAUUAUCUCUAGGAGACGAGGGUUCGCUGUUGCUACCACUGUGGUGC
Aspergillus pseudotamarii is the source of this 1983-nucleotide messenger RNA. RefSeq names its product multifunctional nuclease RAD27 (gene fen1). Gene Ontology annotation, molecular function: 5'-flap endonuclease activity; DNA binding; 5'-3' exonuclease activity. Lineage: Eukaryota; Fungi; Ascomycota; Eurotiomycetes; Eurotiales; Aspergillaceae. The record is from RefSeq and is a predicted model, not a curated record. Gene Ontology annotation, cellular component: cytoplasm; nucleus. Bases 125 to 1312 code for a protein of 395 amino acids. The transcript has 5 exons.